Molecule: messenger RNA, 495 nt
Organism: Guillardia theta CCMP2712
Lineage: Eukaryota; Cryptophyceae; Pyrenomonadales; Geminigeraceae
Exons: 7
Coding region: 1-495 (164 amino acids)
Source: RefSeq, a predicted model, not a curated record
AUGCAGCUGAUGCAAUCUGGGAUUGCUCAAGACGACUGCUCUGCUUGUCCUGCGGGAUACGUUCCCCGAACCAUCAACUCUGCCUGCCAGUGCGUUGCGCAGACGAAUGCGAGCAAUGCGAGCAACAUCACCAGCCUGGGGGACGUCCAGAUAGCGAUGACAACUCUGCUGGGACUUUAUGAUAAGAAUCAGUUCUUGUUAUCUUCUCAGAACGACCUGUAUACACCGCAGACAUCAGAAAACACACAGAAGCUGAAGUUCACUGCCAUCACCUUCCGGCUGCUUGCUUCUCCUCUGGAUCCCACUUCCCAUGUCAAGAUGGUCUACAAGCUCGUCAAGUCGGCGUCAGAUGGAAGUUUGAGAGAAAUUCUACCCACAGCUCGAUAUCUGAUUGUACGUCAGUUGCAAGCUGACGAUGUAGUUGUUGAGAUGGCCAACAAGUCUUCAUCCCUGAGCAGCUCAAGCCAAGUGAACACUGCUAUCCCAGUGAGUUAA